Rhizoctonia solani is the source of this 1353-nucleotide messenger RNA. Its product is annotated as Retrotransposable element Tf2 protein. The transcript has a single exon. Bases 1 to 1353 code for a protein of 450 amino acids. Gene Ontology annotation, molecular function: nucleic acid binding; zinc ion binding. Lineage: Eukaryota; Fungi; Basidiomycota; Agaricomycetes; Cantharellales; Ceratobasidiaceae. The record is from RefSeq and is a predicted model, not a curated record.
AUGGCAACCCGUUCCCGGCCAGCCUCUCGAACCCGCUCCCCAAUUGAUCAAGGGGAGCUGGGACCCCAACUUUUGGCAACCCCCUAUGUCGAAAUCGGGGAAGUCUCCCUCGAGCGAAUCACAAGCCUCCUCCUUGGCCUCCUCGGCCAAGUCGAGCACCUUGAGCGGAAAGUGGAAGAAGUCCGAGAAGCAGGGGUCGAGGCCCGUACCAACCUUGAGAACAUCUCUCAAGCCGUCGAUACUGUCAAGGAUGGGCUUAGAAGCCUCCAACUCCAUGGGCCCCGGACCCCAGAGGACACAAAACCCCCGGCCGUGGAAGCAACGCCACGCCCCUUAUCAAAAGUCGACCCUAUUGGAUCGACUAGUCGGGUCUCGUUCUGGCCCGAACCAUCUAGAGGGCUCCCCGCCUUUGCCCAACCCACUCCUGUCCAAGCAGUGCCCCCGCGAGUCCCAUCUCCCCCUCCAUCUCCGCGUCUCCAAUCCCCGAUUGGGACAGCUGCCCCUCCUCCUCCGGCUCCAGUCGCCACCUAUCCCGCUCCGGUCAAGGUUGACCAUCCCGACGCCUACACAGGCAAAAUAGGGAGCAAAGCAAAGCAGUGGCUGACCCGGAUGUUAGCCUGGACCCGCCUCAACUCCCGCAUGUUCCCCACAGACCAAGAGGUCUUAUCAUUCCUUCUCAUGAACAUGAAGGAUUCCGCGGGAGCAUGGGCUCAUCCACACCUCGACCAGCUUGGGUCACACCGAGCCAUCAUCCAAACGGUCGAAGGAUUCAAACUGGAGUUCCUGGCAGCAUUUGGCGACCCUGAUGCCACAAGGGCCGCUGAGCGGAAGAUAACCUCCCUUACCCAAUCCGGCACAUGCGCGGAUUAUAUUACGAAGUUCAGAACCUUAGCAAUGGAACUGGACUGGAACGACGCGGCCCUUCGAGGCCAGUUUGCCCAAGGCCUCCAUUGGGAGGUCAGCCGCCAAAUUGCAACCCGUGAACACCGUCCCCGCACCCUCUUAGAGCUGCAAAAUGCAGCACUUGUCAUCGAUAACGCCCUCCGAGAGGAGCGUGCUAGCCAUCCGCCGAAGGAUAGUAAGUCUAGCAGACCAUCUAACCCCGCAAGGGGGACGAGUACCGGCCAGUCAAGCACCGGCUCUAAGAAGCUCUCCGACGAUCCAAACUUUGUGUCGGAAGAAGAACAAAAUCGCCGCCGCGCCGCUGGCGCUUGUAUCAAGUGCGGAAAAAUGGGUCACAAGUUCGCGGAAUGCCGCACGGGCUGGAAGGCCACCCCUGUUGAGGACAAAGGGAAGGCUAAGGAAACCGCCAAAAUUGGCAAAGACUCUGAGUACCAAUCGGGAAAAGAGUAA